Messenger RNA from Cuscuta campestris, 3641 nucleotides. Lineage: Eukaryota; Viridiplantae; Streptophyta; Magnoliopsida; Solanales; Convolvulaceae. The record is from the annotation of a GenBank genome assembly.
AUAAAAACCAUUUAAAACUCAUUUUUUGGGGUUCCCAUCCGCUCCUUCGCGUUUGAGCUCCGUUUUUUUUUUGCCCACACCCAAUUGAACUUUUACAUUCGCAUAUUUCCGUCAUCGGAUGAUUCUAUGCCCACCGAUGCACCGCCAUUAACGAACCGCUCCUCUGCCGCCGGACCACCCCCGUACAGGUGGCUGCUGCUCGAUGACGCCUCUCUAUUCCGAUCUUUUCAUUUCCAAACAACGCAAGCAAAAACGCAAUUUCCCGAGAUAACACCGGAAUUAACUGAAACAUGCUUCGUCUUCACAGCGGGAAUACGCGGCAGUAUCUGCUGCGAUUCAAUCUCCGUCGCUUUGUUUCGUCUUCAAUGCGUAGGGUUUCCACGAAUUCCGUCGAAGGCACGCCUAUUAAGUUGGAGAAUUCGCCGCCUGCGCCUCAUCUGCCAGCACCUCAAUAUCCUCCUGCCACUGUACUAUUCCACAGUAAACGAUCGCGAUCGGUAUUCAUUGCCCUAUCGGCCACCAUAGCUUCAGCCGUAGUUGCUCCCUUCGCCUUAAUUCUGAUGCGUGAUGAUGAGGAUGGUGACUAUAAACAGACAGCCGGCCGUGUAUACAGGGAAUUUGAAAAUGUGGUUGAGAAGACGAAGGUUUCAUUCACGAAGACAAUGAAUCGAAUGAAGCAGACUGGCAUGGCUGCUUCGGUUCUAUGGAAGUCGCUGAGGUCGUUAAUGUCAUCUGCAAACCAUGAGGUUAGGGUUGGGUUUGAGAUUAGGGUUGCUGCUUUGUUGGCUGACAUUGCAGCCGCGAGUGAGAGCCGUAGAGCGGCAUUAGUUGGUGCUGGGAGUGGUGCCGUAGUGGAUUGGCUCCUGGAGACAGUGUCGUCCAACGGAGAGAAUUUAGGCACUCAGGCCGAGUCAGCUAGGGCUUUGGCGUAUUUGAUUGCCGAUCCAAACGUAUGUGAGGCUGUUUUUGGGAGGCCACAUGCUGUACCUAAUUUGCUUAGGUUUAUUUUCUCUGCUCAGCCGAGAAGAUCAAAUAGAAAAGGUAGAAGUAGUUCGUUUGGUCUUUCUGAUUCUUUGAAAGGUAGGAGCAUGCUGGUUGCAGCCAUUAUGGAUGUGGUCACAUCCCACUGCCAAAGUGCGGACAAAGUAUCAUUCAAACCUAUUCUGCCGCAAGAUGCUGAGAUGAGGGAUAUUGCAGCUGCCAUUGAAGUUAUUGCAGAAGGUGGCAUGCACUGGGAUGAUCCACACCAGGAUGGAGAAGACGACGAUGGAGGAAAAGGGGUAAAGGGUAUUGGAAUAAAGAUUCUUGAAGGUACAACAGUUCUAGGACUUGCAAGGACUAAGGGAUUUGUUGACAUGGGGCAUUCUGAUGAUAGUCAGGCAGCCAGACACACACAUAAUAAUCUUUUAUUUAGCAAAAUAAGUGAGAAAUCCGCAAAGUCAAAUUUAUCUUCGGCAGUGGUUCCCGGACUUUGGGAUGACUUGCACUCUGAGCAAGUUGCUGUUCCUUUUGCUGCAUGGGCAUUGGCAAAUUGGGCAAUGUCAUCAGAAGCUAAUAGGACUCACAUCCAGGAACUGGAUCAGGAUGGGCAAGCAAUCAUGGCUGCUUUAAUGGCGCCUGAGAGAUCUGUAAAAUGGCAUGGAAGUCUGAUCGCUAGAUUGUUGUUAGAGGACGAAGAGAUACCGUUGAAUGAAAAUGUUUCUGAUUGGAGUUCCUGUCUUCUUUCUAUAGUUUCCCAAGCAAGCAAAGCUCAGGACUUCCCUCUGACUCACAUAGCUUUGUCUGCAUUUCUAGUUGCUCUUAAGAGAAGUGCUAAAGUGCAGGAAGUAGCAGUUGAGAAGGGACUCCAUUUGAUGAGAGUGACUGCUAAACAGACAACAAAGCAUGCGUCCUUGCAAGAAGCAUUGGCCAAGGCCUUGGAAUUGCUCUAUACUAGGGAAAUGCACAUGUCUGUUGAAGAAAGCCAAAAAUGGUCUGGCAUUCUACUUCCUUGGAUUUUUGCAAAAUCUUCAUCAGAUGAAAUGCGGUCAUCGGCAAUAAAUAUCCUUUCGUGCAUUCUUGAAGAUUAUGGACCAUCGUCGUUAGCAAUUUCUCAAGGAUGGUUAACUCUUUUGCUGAGUGAUAUUUUGAAUUACAGGAAGGCAGCUUUGGUGAAAGGGAAUGCCGAGCUGAGGACUGAUAAAGUGAAGACACAAAUUGACCAAGCAAAUAUAGUUUCAGCAACCCAAACUGCAAAUCAGUUGGCUAUGGCGGUUGUUAACCUAGCAGGAAUGCAACUUGGAGCGGAUACUGAAACUGAUGAUACAUUUCCUUUGGCUGAUCUUUUGUCACUUGAACCUUUUGUUGGACCGUUUAAGAACCUUAAGAAAGAUAAAGUUCCCAAGAUUGAUGCUGCAGAUUCAGCAUUGGCCACUCUGAAAGGAAUCAAAGCUUUGAAUGAGAUCUCUGCAGAAGAUUCUGUUUGCUUACACAAGAUAGCUGAUUUUGGAGUUCUCUGUUUGAUACGGCGCCUGUUAUUAGAAGAUGAUUAUGAACAGCUAUCUGCAAUUGAAGCUUACGAUGCAUCACGUGCCCCUGAGUCACCAGAAAACUUGUCAUCUGUUUCAGGUGAAGCUUCUGCUAAUUCCAAUCCAGGUGACACAUCUAGUGUUCGCGUACCUCCCACAGCUCACAUUCGGAGGCAUGCAGCCAGGCUACUAACUGUACUUUCCGUACUUCCAAAAGUAAAGAAAUCGAUCAUUGCCGAUAAAGCUUGGCGUAGAUGGCUUGGAGAAUGUGCUGAAGGAAAGGUUCCAGGUUGCAAUGACCUCAAAAUUCGAAGUUAUGCCAGGGCAACACUGCUGAAUGUAUUUUCUGCUGAGCAAACUAAUGAAGAGUCGGUAGACUGUGAUGCCUCUCUUGGAAGCACAAAUAAAACACAUCCGUGCCCUCAAUACGCUGAUAUGGUGUUUGUAAUUAAUCCUGAAAAACCACACUGGAAAUGUAUGGCGAGUGCAAUUCCAACUUCAACAGUUAGAUCCUCCACAUCUAGUGAUGAUUCUCUAAAUACUGAGAAGGGAGCUUCAAGCACAGAUUCCAAUGGCAAUAACUCCUCAACCGCUGUAUCUGAACCAAUGAGUUCACAAUCAGAGAGUCCAUUAUUCGAUGUGGUGUUUGUUCAUGGGCUCCGUGGAGGUCCCUUUAAAACAUGGCGGUUGUCCGAGGACAAGUAUUCAACUAAAUCUGGCCUUGUAGAGAAAAUUGAUGAAGAAGCAGGGAUGCAAGGAACAUUCUGGCCUGGGGAAUGGCUUCCAACUNGUCCAUAUCAACACAUCAUUUGAUUAUGUACAGCAUUCAAGAGGUAAGCUCCAUGCUGUUGGAGAAGCUUGUUGCAGCUGGUAUUGGAAAACGUCCGGUUGUAUUUGUGACUCAUAGGUUAGUCUGUCCUUCUCUUGGUCACUUUUAUUCACAUCAUUCUUGUUUGCACUCCACCCUCUCUCCCCCUCUCCCUCUCCAUGGCAGGGUAUGGUGGACCACCAACACAAACACUAAUUUUUGUUUGGGCACAAGUUGGGCUUGGUUUGUCCAGUCAUUAAAACCUUGCCAAGUUUGAUUAAUUUGUGCUAGUUAUAUGAUUUGAAGAAUAGACUAUAUUUGAGUAU